AGUCCUACCAGCGCCACAAGUGCCACCAGCGCAACAAGCCCAACUAGUGCCACUAGCCCCACCAGUGCAACAUCCUACCAGCCCUACCAGCGCCAAUUAGUCCUACCAGUGCCACUUAGUGCCACAAGUCCAACCAGCGCUACCAGUGCCACGAGUGCAACUAGUGCCACCAGCGCCACCAGUCCUACCAGCGCCACAAGUGCCACCAGCGCAACAAGCCCAACUAGUGCCACUAGCCCCACCAGUUCGGAGUUCAGCAACAUCAGCUUCGUCUGCAACAUCACCAACAUCACCAACGUCUCCUACGUCUGCAACAUCACCAACGUCAUCUACAUCACCAACGUCAGCUACAUCAGCUACGACAACUGUACCUCCUUGUGUGACAUCGUGUGUAGGAAUCACGCCACAAGUCCAACCAGUGCCACAAGUCCAACCAGCGCCACAAGUCCAACCAGUGCCACAAGUCCAACCAGCGCCACAAGUCCAACCAGUGCCACAAGUCCGACUAGCGCCACAAGUCCAACCAGUGCCACAAGUCCGACUGGCACUACAGGUGACACAGGACGUACUAGCGCCACAAGUCGAAGUGCAGCAACAUCAUCCACGUCUGCAACAUCACCAACAUCACCAACGUCUGCAACAUCACCUACAUCACCAACGUCUCCUACGUCUGCAACAUCACCAACGUCAUCUACAUCACCAACGUCAGCAACAUCGGCGACGACAACUCUACCUCCUUGUGUGACAUCGUGUGUAGGAAUCAGUGAUGGAAACUACCAGUCAUGUUUGGGCUGCACCGUCUACGCCACGUGUAUCGGGGAGCGGAUCAUUGACAACAGACCCUGCCCAGGAGGUCUGGUGUGGGACGACACUGUCAAGAGCUGUACCUCCACAUCAUCCUCAUGCACAACGACAAGCACCAGCGCUACAAGUGCCACUAGUCCUACCAGCCCUACCAGCGCUACAAGUGCCACUAGUCCUACCAGCCCUACCAGCGCCACCAGUCCUACCAGUGCCACUAGUGCCACAAGUCCAACCAGCGCUAUCAGCGCCACGGGUGCAACUAGUGCCACCAGCGCCACCAGUCCUACCAGCGCUACCAGUGCCACGAGUGCAACCAGUGUAACCAGUGCCACGAGUGCAACCAGUGCAACCAGUGCCACAAGUCCUACGCCAUCUACAACUGUAUCCCCGAACUGUGUCGUGAACUGUGACGGUCAAACGGAUGGAAAUUUCCAGUCCUGCCAAUCCUGCAGUGUGUAUGCAACAUGUAUUCACGGUCACUUCACAGACAACCGUCCAUGUCCCCCAACUCUCGUCUGGGAUGACACACUCAAGAACUGCCUUCUGUUUUCAUCAACAUGUCCAUGA
Haliotis rubra (blacklip abalone) is the source of this 1371-nucleotide messenger RNA. RefSeq names its product cell wall protein DAN4-like. Gene Ontology annotation, molecular function: chitin binding. The transcript is spliced from 5 exons. The record is from RefSeq and is a predicted model, not a curated record. The annotation marks the transcript as partial. Lineage: Eukaryota; Metazoa; Mollusca; Gastropoda; Lepetellida; Haliotidae. Gene Ontology annotation, cellular component: extracellular region.